Geosmithia morbida is the source of this 993-nucleotide messenger RNA. RefSeq names its product gliotoxin biosynthesis protein GliK. Bases 1 to 993 code for a protein of 330 amino acids. The transcript has a single exon. The record is from RefSeq and is a predicted model, not a curated record. Gene Ontology annotation, molecular function: gamma-glutamylcyclotransferase activity. Lineage: Eukaryota; Fungi; Ascomycota; Sordariomycetes; Hypocreales; Bionectriaceae.
AUGCCACAGACGUCAACCGCGCGCCUGAUGCGAGCCACGCAGGAGUUCGCGCAGGCAACUGAGAAGACGCGAGCAGAGGCUGGCGACACGGUCCUAUACCUCGCGUACGGGUCCAACAUGUGCGCCGAGACGUUUCUCGGCAAGCGCGGAGUGAGGCCGCUGUCGCAGGUCAACGUGUCGGCGCCGACGCUGAAGCUGUCGUUUAACCUGUCCGGCAUCCCGUACGAGGAGCCGUGCUUUGCCAAUGUGGUCAUCAGGAAGAAGCUCCCCAAGCUGCCGGACGGCCCCAAGUUCCCGUCGCCGCCGCCGUUCGACCCUCCGGCGUACGCCCACGGCGUGUGGGACGGCAGCCUGAUGGGCGUCGUGUACGAGGUGACGAGGGAGGACUACGCCGCCAUCAUCCGCACCGAGGGCGGCGGCACGGGGUACAAGGAGAUCGUGGUGCCGUGCGUGCCUCUGCCGCCGGACGUGAGCGUGGGGGACCCGUCGCCGAUCCCGGAGCUGCCCAGGCCCGUCUUGGCCAGGACGCUCUACAUGCCGUACCGCCUGACCGAGGGCGGCGGCGGCGACGACGACGACGACGACGACGACGACGGGAAGCCGACCAGGGAGAGACCGCUGCUCGCCAGGAUAUUCGGCGGCCGCCAGAGACGAGAGCCGGACUACGCCCAGCCCAGCCCGCGUUAUCUCAAGCUGCUACGUGACGGCGCCGACGAGCACAACCUCCCGGCCGCCUACCAGAGGUACCUCGGCGACCUGCAGGCGUACAGGAGGACGACGGCGAUGCAGGAGAUAGGUCGCGUCGUCUUCCUCGCGUCGUGCGGGCCCGUGAUCCUCACCCUCAUGGCGCUGGCGCAGGCGACGGCCUACAGGGAUGGGACUUACCGGCCUGCGGUGGCGACCCUCAUGAAUGCCGUCUUCAACAUCCUCUGGGUCGCCUACGACUGCAUCUUCAAGCCGGUGUUUGGUGAUGGGGAGCGAACACAGGAGUGA